AUGGCAGUUUUCAACCUCACCUCCUCUGAGGCUUCAACAUUCAUCCUAACGGGUAUCCCUGGCCUGGAAGCGUCCCAUGUCUGGAUUUCCAUCCCUUUCUCUACGUUCUACAUUAUCGGCCUGUUGGGAAAUUUCACUAUUCUGUUUGUUGUAGGCAGAGAGCAGACCCUGCAUAAGCCAAUGUACCUGCUGCUUUGCAUUCUGGCAUUCACAGAAAUCAGCACAACUACCUCCAUCAUGCCAAAGGCACUGUGUAUAUUUUGGUUUAAUUUGAAAGGCAUUACUGUGGGUGGCUGCCUCACCCAGAUGUUCUUCCUUUAUGCUGGUACUAUGAUGCACUCAGCCAUCCUCGUCACAAUGGCCUUUGAUCGCUAUGUUGCCAUAUGUAACCCUCUGAGAUACACCACCAUCCUCACCAAUGCACGAGUAGCUAAGCUAGGGCUAGUGGGUUUGAUAAGACCUGUCCUCUUUGUUCUGCCCCUGCCCCUACUCCUGAGCAGGCAUCCAUUCUGUGCCAACCGCAUUAUCCCCCAUAUGUACUGCGACCACAUGGCUGUGGUGAAGAUGGCAUGUGGGGACAUCACAGUCAGCAGGAUGUAUGGCUUGGUGGCAGCAUUUGUAAUCAUCGGGUUAGACCUGACUCUCAUUGCCUUGUCAUAUGCUCUGAUCAUCAGGGCUAUCCUCAGAAUCUCCUCCAAGAAUGCCCACCAGAAAGCCCUCAAUACCUGCACAGCCCACCUUUGUGUGAUGCUGAUUUCUUAUCCUCCCUUCUUCUUUUCCACUCUGACAUACCGGUUCGGUCAGGGCAUCGCUCCACACAUUCACAUCAUCUUGGCCAACAUCUAUCUCGUUGUCCCCCCCAUGGUCAACCCUAUCAUUUAUGGGGUCAAAACCAAAGAGCUUCGUGAGAAAGUGGGCAAAUACACCUGCAGAAGGUAA
Messenger RNA from Malaclemys terrapin pileata, 939 nucleotides. RefSeq names its product olfactory receptor 52P1-like. NCBI's taxonomy places the organism in Eukaryota, Metazoa, Chordata, Testudines, Emydidae. The record is from RefSeq and is a predicted model, not a curated record. The coding region runs from base 1 to 939 and encodes 312 amino acids. The transcript has a single exon. Gene Ontology annotation, cellular component: membrane. Gene Ontology annotation, biological process: G protein-coupled receptor signaling pathway. Gene Ontology annotation, molecular function: olfactory receptor activity; G protein-coupled receptor activity.